AUGUCCCUCCGCUUCACCCCAUCCUCCAACCACGCAUCCUACACGGAUAACAACACCGGCCGAAACUUCACCUCGAAUAACAACAUCACAGCCCCGCAUCCCAGCAAAGGCGCCCCCUCCGCCCCCGGUCUUCCCGACACCCUACGCAACAACAUCACCCUCCAAGCGCCGCGAGGUAGCCCCAGCUCCAACGCCAAUAACAUCCCAACAUCCGCACACCCCCUUGAAGCACGCCUGUUAGCAUGGCGCGAAACCCAAGACGCCAUGAAAAUGGAAUCUCUGCGCCGCGUAUACGGCAUGGCGGAACCAAUCCGUCGCGGCAUGGAGCUUAAAAUCGUCCGAGAUGGCUCCUGGACACCUAUGAUGCUGGGAGGCGCAAGACGGAAUGGUGGAAAUUUGCAUGAGGAUAUUUUGGUGUUGGGGGGAAGGGAUGCGGAGUUCGGCUGGGAGGAUGUCUUUCAUGGUGAUGAGUUCCGUGAACCGCCUAGUAUUCACGAUGAGAUGGAGAAGAGGCUUAAGAUGGAUUGGUAG
Molecule: messenger RNA, 531 nt
Organism: Talaromyces amestolkiae
Lineage: Eukaryota; Fungi; Ascomycota; Eurotiomycetes; Eurotiales; Trichocomaceae
Exons: 3
Coding region: 1-531 (176 amino acids)
Biological process (GO): proteasome assembly
Cellular component (GO): cytoplasm; nucleus
Source: RefSeq, a predicted model, not a curated record